Molecule: messenger RNA, 861 nt
Organism: Exophiala spinifera
Lineage: Eukaryota; Fungi; Ascomycota; Eurotiomycetes; Chaetothyriales; Herpotrichiellaceae
Exons: 3
Coding region: 1-861 (286 amino acids)
Molecular function (GO): zinc ion binding; oxidoreductase activity, acting on single donors with incorporation of molecular oxygen; ferrous iron binding
Source: RefSeq, a predicted model, not a curated record
AUGGAUGACUCACCAGCUAAGAGUGGCACUGUGUCGCGGAUGCCAGUCUACUUCUUGGGAAUUGGCGGACCCAACUUCAUGGAAGAUACGGGACACCCUGCCUACUCCCAGUUGGCAAAGGUUGGCCGAGAGAUUACAACACUGGUCAAACCGAAAGCGGUGGUUGUCUUCUCUGCACACUGGCAACACAGUCCGACCAAGAUUGCAAUUAACGUCGCUGAGAAAACCGACCUCAUUUACGACUUUUACGGCUUUCCACCCCAUUACUAUGAAUAUGACUAUCCCAACGAAGGAAGCCCCGUGGUUGCUCAAAAAGUCAUUGAUGGAUUGGCGGCUGCGGGAAUCCAAGUCGACCGUGUGAAGCGAGGCCUCGAUCAUGGCGUCUGGGCUGGAUUCAUGGUUGCCUUUGAUCCGAAGAAGAACCCUUUGGGUGUGCCGAUAGUCCAAGUGUCGUUAUUGGAAAGUGAUGAUUGGGAGCAACACUACCGUAUCGGACAGGCCUUGGAAAGCCUACGGGACGAAGAGAUUCUGAUCGUUGGUGCUGGAAUGGCAGUCCACAACCUUCGAGACUUUCGGGCCAUGAGGGCGAGUGGCAAGACGACGCCGAUGCCGUUUGCGUUCACCUUUGACGAGGCUCUAAAGGAGGCUGCCACCGCAGAGCCCGAGUGGCGUCAGGGAGCAAUGUCGGCUUUGAUGAAGCGUCCCGAUGCACGGGAGGCACACCCUAGCCUGGAGCAUAUCCUUCCCAUGUAUAUAAGCGCAGGUGCCGCUGGCUCAGAUGUAGGCGAGCAGCUGUGGACUCUCCCUGAGAAGAGUUUGAGCUGGGCACAAUAUCGUUUUGGGAAGGUUCCUGCGGCAUAA